Messenger RNA from Varanus komodoensis (Komodo dragon), 1740 nucleotides. It is a transcript of the gene POLE2, whose product is annotated as DNA polymerase epsilon 2, accessory subunit. Lineage: Eukaryota; Metazoa; Chordata; Lepidosauria; Squamata; Varanidae. Gene Ontology annotation, cellular component: epsilon DNA polymerase complex. Gene Ontology annotation, biological process: error-prone translesion synthesis; DNA-templated DNA replication. The transcript is spliced from 19 exons. Gene Ontology annotation, molecular function: DNA binding. The coding region runs from base 23 to 1606 and encodes 527 amino acids. The record is from RefSeq and is a predicted model, not a curated record.
GCCCGGGCCGCGGGCGCGCAAGAUGGCGGCGGAGAGGCUGCGGGCCCGCGUGAGCGCGGCCUUCCAGCUGCGCGGGCUGCUCCUCCGCGCUGAGUCUACUAAGUAUUUGGUAGAAGUCCUUCAAAAAGUUAAUGAAGUGGAACUGGAAGAUAUGCUAGAAAAUAUAAUUGAUGCUAUUGAAAAACAGCCUUUGUCAUGUAAUAUGAUUGAAAAGUCCAUGGUGGAGACAGCCGUGCUGGAGUGCGGCCAGACCUUAGAUGAAACCAGGGAACAUAGUUUCAACAUUAUUGGAGCAUUCGAUAUUCCGAGAUACAUUUACAAUUCUGAAAGAAAGAAAUUUCUACCUCUCUCGAUGACCAGUUACCCUGCACCCAGUCUAUUUGGCUCUGCCAGGGAUAAAGCAGAAUUGUUUCGUGAACGUUACAUCAUCCUACAGCAGAGAAUCCAUAGGCAUGAAUUGUUCACGCCACCAGCUCUUGGUACACACCCAGAGGAAAGCCGAAGUAAAUUCCAGCUCAAAACGAUAGAAACGCUCUUGGGCAGUUCUGCCAGAGUCGGUGAAGUGAUCGUGCUUGGGAUGAUUACUCAGCUGAAGGAGGGAAAGUUUUUCUUGGAAGAUCCUACGGGAGUUGUCCAGCUGGAUCUUAGCAAAGCACAGUUCCACAGUGGCUUAUAUACAGAGUCAUGUUUUGUUUUAACAGAAGGGUGGUAUGAAGAUGAAGUAUUUCAUGUCAGUGCUUUUGGAUUUCCCCCUACAGAACCUUCUGCUACAACUAGGGCGUACUAUGGAAACAUCAACUUCUUCGGAGGGCCUUCUUCAACCUCUGUGAAAACAUCUGCCAAACUUAAACAGCUGGAGCAGGAAAAUGAGGAUGCCAUGUUUGUGUUCCUCUCAGACGUUUGGCUGGACCAGGCAGAAGUGCUGGACAAGCUUCGCAUUAUGUUCUCAGGGUACUCCUCCAUGCCUCCAACCUGCUUUUUCUUCUGUGGGAACUUUUCUUCAGCUCCAUACGGGAAAAAUCAGGUUCAGUCGCUGAAAGGUUCCUUGAAAGCCCUUGCAGACAUAAUAUGUGAAUAUCCCAGUAUCCAUGAACGCAGUCGAUUCGUAUUUGUUCCUGGCUCUGAAGACCCUGGCCCAGGCUCCAUUUUGCCAAGGCCACCUCUUACCAAAAACAUUACAGCAGAAUUCAGAAAGCAGGUGCCGUUUUCUGUUUUCACCACCAAUCCUUGCAGGGUCCAAUACUGCACGCAGGAAAUAAUCAUCUUCCGAGAAGACUUGGUAAACAAGAUGUGCCGGAACUGUGUCCGUUUUCCUUGCAGCGGCUUGGAUAUUCCUAACCAUUUUGUGAAGACCAUCCUGUCCCAAGGCCACCUGACUCCUUUGCCCCUCAGUGUCAGCCCUGUCUAUUGGGCCUAUGACUACACCUUGAGAACCUACCCUCUGCCAGAUCUGAUUGUCUUCGCCGACAAAUACGACCCAUUCACUGUGACCAACACCGACUGUCUGUGCAUAAAUCCUGGAUCUUUUCCAAGGAGUGGCUUUUCAUUCAAAGUAUUUUACCCUUCUAACAAAACAGUGGAGGACAGCAAACUCCAAGGUUUUUGAGUCUCAAUGAAGAACAGAAAAUCAAAUAUUUGGGCUGCAACACUCCAGAAGCACAACUUCUAGGACUGUGGAUUUUUUUAUAGCCAAUGUUGAACUUCUUGUAUAUAGAUUUUCUAAUAAAGGACUAAAUUAAG